AUGGACGAGGGAGCCGCCUGCGAGGCCGUCCCCGAUCUGAGGGACAUCGAGGCGAAGAUCGGCCGGAAGACCCCCGAGGGACUGCUCAGGUGUCUGCGGGAAGAGGGGUCCUCUCUCCGGGGAGACGCCAAGCUGGCAGCCGCGCACGACUCCGGAGCCAAGGAGACGGGGAGGAAGAGUUUGGAUGAGAAGAUCAGGAAGCUGAAGAUGGAGAUGGCCCACUUGCGCUCAGUGGACGUGAAGCUCCUGCAGCAGCUGCUGGCGGUGCAUGAAGGCAUCGAGGCAGUGAAGUGGCUGCUGGAGGAGCGCAGCACGAUGACCAGCCACUGCAGCAGCCUCACCGGGAGCCAGUACAGCCUGGGUGAUGGACCCGACAUGUCCUGGAGGGGCUCCUGGAGCAGCCUGCAGGACCCCAACGACAAGCUGGACAACAUCUCCAUCGGCAGCUAUCUGGACACCCUGGCGGACGACAUGGACGAGUACUGCCCGUCGAGUUCCGAGUCGGUCAUCUGCUCCGGCACUCCGCUGGUUUCAGAGGCUGCCCCUGGGGGCCGGACAGGGGGAGGCCCCGUGGCCCCGGGCACGGCAGCUGGAGCUGGGGUAGGGGUGAGGUCUGUCACUGGGGCUGUUGUUGGGAUUCGGGCAGGGACAAAGGAGAAUGGAGUUGGGGCUGGAAAUGGGACAGAGGGGAAAGGUACACUAGGGACUGUGAUUACCAGUGCUGUCACUGGGACUGCCGCUGGAAAACCAGCUGUUCCCAUCAACUCUGCUCGAGCCAAGUCUGAGGGCCCCAAGCAGGAGGCUCCGGUGUGGACCAAGGCUGUGGAGAAGGGCAAAGGAAACCCUGUUAAAAAGGACAAUAUCAAGGCACAAUCCAUCAAGGUUAACGGCGUCCAUGAGAAACCAUCGGCACAAACUGGAAGCCCGACACGCCCCAGGCUCACUGAGAGACAGGGAACCAGCCAGAGCCCCAAACUCAAACCCUUUAGAAACGGGAAAAUCGAGUUGGAUGGUUGCAAAAUGAACGGCAAAAUGCACAUGGAGUACGACGCGCACUGGCGCUGGGUGCAGUCACAGGAAGACGUGACGUUUUUGUAG
Messenger RNA from Limanda limanda (common dab), 1098 nucleotides. RefSeq names its product leucine rich adaptor protein 1 (gene lurap1). The record is from RefSeq and is a predicted model, not a curated record. Gene Ontology annotation, biological process: positive regulation of cytokine production; positive regulation of canonical NF-kappaB signal transduction. The transcript has 2 exons. NCBI's taxonomy places the organism in Eukaryota, Metazoa, Chordata, Actinopteri, Pleuronectiformes, Pleuronectidae. The coding region runs from base 1 to 1098 and encodes 365 amino acids.